AUGUCUGUAUUUGGCUGCUCCAGACUUCAUCGAGGGUCUGGAGCCAGAGCUGGGUGCAGGCAGCGGCUCCUCACCUGCAGCCCCAGCUCUGAGCACCCUCAGAGCCCUCUGGUCCAAGCCCAUUUUAUGUCACAACUGAGGAUUAACCAGCGCACCCUCCUCCUCCUCUUCUUCCUCCCGCACUUGGCUGAAGGGCCACUAGAUGGUGGUAAGUACCUGCUGACUGCAGCCUUCCCGGGGAGGGUGCCCAAACCCCCUGGGCUGCGCCGGAGCAGCCCCCCGGCACCUGCCAGCCCUUGGCCAGGAGCAGCUGGAGCACGUCGGUGCAGAAGCAGGAGCAUCGCCAGUGGGGUGAGCCUGGGCACGGGCCGAAUGACCGCUCUGAAGCACAGCUGUGCAGAUGUUUGGAAGCCAGCGUGGGUGACCCUGAGCAGCCACGGGAGCCUGUGCCAGGGCAGCGGGGAGCUGUGGGGAAACACUCCCUCCACUCUGCCCCUCGGCGUGAUGCUCAGCCCUCCCGUCUCCGUUUCCCCGUCGAUGAGCAUCUUGCAAGGAGCAGUUCCUUUUGGGGGGCAGCUGCAGGGCCAGUACCCAUCCCUGCAGCAUCAUUCCCUUUGGGAUCCUGGCAGGGACGAACCAAUGCUCUUGCCCAGGAUGCUCUGGUGCAAAAAGGACCAGGGCUUGGGCCUGACCGGCUGCAUCUGCCCCAGCCCGGCAUGGAGGAAAUGCCCCUUUGCACCCCGCUCCCCAUGCUCAGGCAUCAGGAGGCCUGAUCCUGCCCCAGGUGCACUGACUCACCCAGGAGCCUGGAGCAGAGACCUUCGUGCUCUGCUCGAGGAGGGGCUGGGAGCAGGAUGCUCUGACCCAGCGCAGGCUGCUGCAGCCCCAGGUCACAGCAGGACCCCUCGGCACUGUGGGCUGCAUGGGGGGGGGGGAGGGGGGGCAGGCCCCACGGUUUGUUUGCACAGACUUGAGAGACAGCCUCGCUGGGGGCGCGGAGGAUGCGCUGUCUGGAGAGCCUGGCCUGCUUCCAAGCAGCGAGGCUGUUUUUCUGGCAGGCGGCAGGGAGGAGGGAGAUGUGCCAGGCUGCGAGGGCACGGGGAGGGGGCCAAGCCACCCUCGCCUGCUCCAGGGCGGGGGGGGGGGGGCAGGUAACCCUCAGCAGCUCUGUGCGCCCACCAUGUCCCCAACCCCACGCAGGUGACAGGGUGGCAGCUCCAUGCCCAGAGCUGACUCACCGCCUGCCGUAACCCCCCCAAGGCAGCUGCCUGCAGACAUCAGGUCAGCGAGGGGCUGAGCCAGCCCCGCGCGUGGCAGAGGGGACGGUGUGUGUCCCCGGGGCUAUUGCCCCCAGCCCACCAGCCCUGCCUGGUGCCACCCAGGUGGGACCCCCCACCCCAGGGCACCGCUGCUCGGCUCCCGGGGGCACGGCUGCUUCCCACUGCCGCCACGGCCAGGUCUGCCUCUGAGUCACUGUUUUGCCAACAGCUUUGCAAAGCUGAUCAACACCACUAAAAAUAAUUUCUGCCCGGCUCUGACGCGCAGCCGGCAGCGGGGCUGCAGCCCUGAGGGGGAAGAAUGGGCACUGGGGGGGCCCUUGCUCCAGCAGCCCCAUGGGCUGCCCGUUCCAAAUCCGCCCUCGGAGCGAAGCCCCAGGGCCAGCGGGCUCCCGGGAAGGCGUCAAGCGAAGGGCACAGCAGCGCCAGGCCCAGCUCACGGAGCAAACCGCGCUGGGGACCAGAGGGAGCCAGGGGCAGGAUAGGGCCCCAGCCCAGGGAGAGCUCCCUGCGUGAGGCUGCGCACAGGCGAAGGCCACGCGUGGGCGAGGCAGCGGGGCUGUGGGCACAGCUGGCCUCACAGCUGCGCCAUUUGGAGCCACACACUCAUGAAUACGCAUGAAUAUGCAUGAGGGGGGGCAGCCAAUGGCAGCAGCACUCCGGCGCGCCAGCAGCUGCCAGCCUUGCACUGAACUUCUCCUGACAUUUCAGAUGUGCCUCGGCGGGUUUCCACCCUUCCUCCUCCUCCCCAGCACAUCCCAGCCCCUGUGGGGGGCCGAGACCCCCCCCCCCCAACCUCCCUGUGGGGCUAAGGUGGGACCCCUCGGCCCUGCCUGUCCCCUGCCACCACUCUGGGGUGGCCUCAGCAACCUCUCUGCUGCCCGGGGCAGGGUCAGCCCCACGG
This is a messenger RNA of Falco peregrinus (peregrine falcon), 2181 nucleotides long. Its product is annotated as translation initiation factor IF-2-like. The record is from RefSeq and is a predicted model, not a curated record. Bases 1 to 1155 code for a protein of 384 amino acids. NCBI's taxonomy places the organism in Eukaryota, Metazoa, Chordata, Aves, Falconiformes, Falconidae. The transcript is spliced from 2 exons.